Trifolium pratense (red clover) is the source of this 3821-nucleotide messenger RNA. RefSeq names its product F-box/kelch-repeat protein At3g23880-like. The transcript has 5 exons. Bases 147 to 1436 code for a protein of 429 amino acids. NCBI's taxonomy places the organism in Eukaryota, Viridiplantae, Streptophyta, Magnoliopsida, Fabales, Fabaceae. Gene Ontology annotation, molecular function: protein binding. The record is from RefSeq and is a predicted model, not a curated record.
ACGGUUCGGAAGAGAAAACAAGGAUUGAAUAUUGAGGGUAUCUUUCUGUCAACAACGCUGCGUUCGUUCUUAUUGGAAUCAGCCAUGUCUCCGCCGUCUGCGUUCAUGUUCGGAUCGGAACUUCUGUGAUUCAUACGCAAUCAGCCAUGUCUCCGCCGUCGGCUUCGUCAUCGUGGGCGUUGGUCCCCGAACAUCUUUUCACCGAGUUCUUGUCAUUACUUCCUGUGAAAUCUCUUCUUCGAUUCAAAUGUGUAAGUAAUUCCUGGAACACUCUCAUUUCCGAUCCCAAUUUUGUAAAAUUACAUCUCAAGAAAUCAAAAUCACAUAAUCCACAAUUCACACUAAUCACUCAACACAUCAAAGAUAUCAAGGGAGAAUCUCCAUACGGAAGUGAUGAUGAAUCUGAGGUUGAUCACAGUAUCAUUCCAUACUCUAUACAUUCUUUUCUCGAUAAUCCUUCGUUUACCCUUUUCGCUGAUCAUCACUAUCUUUUGAACGAAAAAGAUUGCUCUUUUGUAGCUGGUUCCUGUAAUGGGUUGAUCUGUUUGUAUGGUUUUCGUUUCUCGCCCACGUAUACAAUUCAUCAUCAAACGCACGAGUACUGGCUUCGUCUAUGGAACCCAGCCACUAGGGCAAUUUCUGAAAAAAUUGGGUGUUUUAUUGAUUAUCGUGAUUUCUGUUUCAAUUUUGGUUGUGAUAAUUCCACCGGUACUUUUAAAGCGGUUGCGUCGCGUUACAUUCCUGAUAAAUUGACAAGCGAUGUGAGAGUUUUUAGUUUUGAUGAAAAUGUUUGGAGAAAUAUUCAAAGUUUCCCGGUUGUUCCUUUUAAUUUGAGUGGUUCUGGAGAACAUGAAGCUGUGUUUUUUAAUGGCACUCUUAACUGGUUGGCUGUUCGCAAUGACAUCCCAUACACUUGGUAUCGUCAUCAUCCUGAGAAUCUCACCGUCGAGCAGUUUGUUAUUGUUUCACUUAAUUUGGGGACUGAGAUAUACAAUAUGUAUACUUUGCCUCAAGGUUUUGAUGAGGUGCCCCCUGCAGAGCCAACUGUUGGUGUGUUGGGUGACUGCUUUUGUUUUUCUUAUUCUUAUAAGGAAACUGAUUUUAUUAUAUGGCAGAUGAAGAAAUUUGGGAUUCAAGAGUCUUGGACUCAAUUUCUUAAAAUUAGUUAUCACGAUCUUCAAUUAAACUAUGACUUUAGUAACGGUACACUGAAGUAUUAUCUUUAUUUCUUGCCAUUAUUUCUUUCUAAGGAUGGUGAUACUCUGAUACUGUAUAGUAGUCAAGAAUUGAAAGUAAUUCUCUAUAACUGGAGAGAUCAUAGAGUGGAGCGAACAGAAGUUGAAGUGCGCAAAACUAUUAUUGAUGAUGAAACCUACAAUCAUUCAUGUUGGCAAAAUGCCAACGGUUUUGUUGAAAGCUUAACUUCAAUUUGUUAAAAUUUGCAGGUGGAAGAAAUUGUCCAAAAUCACUUCAGAUGCUUAAUUCAUGGAGGAGGAAAACAAUCAGAUGUUGAAGGUAUUACACAAGAUAGAAGGGACUGGAUAAGCUGGGAGGCAAGAGUCAUGACAAAAACUGAAAUUUUGUCUCUCACUAAACUACAUCACAACUUUUUAUCCAAGUACAAGUUUUCUAAAAUACUAAAAUAUUAUUUUGUUCACCAAAUAUCGUAUAAAACAAGAAAUUGCUGGAUGUCAUAAGAGUUUGUUAUGUGUCGUUCUAUCAUGCGUUGUGAUGUCCUGUCUUAUGCUAUUUUGUCAAAUACUUACUCUUUAACGGAUCAUACACACACUUAGGAACUUUGGCUCUGUUUGGAAAGCCAAAUAAGUUAGCUUAUAGCUUAUAAUAAACUAAAAGCUCUGGUUGGUAACAGUUUUUAUAAAAGAGCAUAUAGUUUAUUUUACUAGCUUAUAGCUUAUUUUUCAAACGCUAUUUCAAGUAGCUUAUGAGCUUAUAGCUUAUUAUCUUUUCUUUCAAUUUUCCUCAUUUUACUUGAAAAAAAUUUAAAUAUUAAUUAAACAUACUCCCUCCGUAACACUUUAAAAGCAAAAAUGCACUUUCUAGAUUCAUUGUAUAUUUAAUGUAUUUAGUCCAUAAUAUAGACCGGAUACAUUAACCACACAAUGAACCUAAAAACUAUAUUUUUGCUUAUAAAGAGUUAUGGAAGGAGUAUUUUUUUUUGUCAUUUCAUACUUAUAAGUUAGUUGAACCGCUAAUUUUGUCAUUUCAUUGUAUAACCCUUCGUUUACCCUUUUCGCUGAUCAUCACUAUCUUUUGAACGAAAAGGAUUGCUCUAGUAUAGCUGGUUCCUGUAAUGGGUUGAUCUGUUUGACUGGUUGUCAUUACUUGCCUGCCACGUCUACUAUUAUCAUGAGCACGAGUACUGGCUCCGUUUAUGGAACCCAGCCACUAGGGAAAUUUCUGAAAAUUUUGGAUGUUUUAUUGGUUCUCGUGGUUUCAACUUCAAUUUUGGUUGUGAUAAUUCCACCGGUACUUUUAAAGUGGUUGCCUCACGUUACAUUCUUGAUCAGAGGACAACCGACGUGAGAGUUUUAAGUUUUGGUGAUAGUGUUUGGAGAAAUAUUGAAAGUUUCCCGGUUGUUCCUCUUCAUGUGGAUCCGAUAGUAUUUGGGCAUAAUGCUGUGUUUUUUAAUGGCACUCUUAACUGGUUGGCUAUUCACAAUUACACCAUGGAAUCUUGGUUUACUCGGCAGAAGUAUAUUACUGUUGAGCAGCUUAUCAUUGUUUCGCUUGAUCUGGAGACUGAGACAUACAAUAUGUAUACGUUGCCUCAGGGCUUUGUUCAUGUGCCGCCUACAGAGCCAACUGUUGGUGUGUUGGGGGACUCUCUUUGUUUUUCUUCUUGUUAUGUUUACAAUGAAGCUGUUUUUAUUAUAUGGCAGAUGAAGAAAUUUGGGGAUCAAGAGUCUUGGACUCAAUUUCUUAAGAUUAGUUUUCACGAUCUUCAGUUAAACUAUGACUUUAGCAACAAGAUGCGGAAAUAUCAUAUUUAUAUCAGCCCAUUGUUUCUUUCUAAGGAUGGUGAUACACUGGUAUUGCGUAGUCAUACAGAAGAGCAAGCAAUUCUCUAUAAUUGGAGAGAUCAUAGAGUGGAGCAAUCACGAGUUAGCGUGCAUAAAACUGUUAUUGAUGAUGAAACUUACGAUCAGUUAAAUUGGGAUGAUGCCAACGGUUUUGUUAAAAGCUUAAUUUCAAUUUGUUGAAAGUUUGGUGAUUUUCAAACAAUGACAAUCAGCUUGCCUCUUGCUGCCUCUCUGUGAUUCUUCUCAAAGGACAUUCAAUCUACAUUGGACAUUUUUUUAUUUGUUUGCUGGUGGAAGAAAUUGUCCAAAAUCACUUCAGAUGCUUCAUUCAUGGAGGAGGAAAACAAUAAGAAGUUGAAGAUAUUACACAAGAUAGAAGGUGAAAGGAAAUUCCAAAAGCAAGAUCAAUUGUUCUGUGUUUGAUUACAUGUAUGCAUCGAGAACUAGUCCUCCUGCCAUCAUAGGCUGAAUAUAGUAUCUGGUUUUUUUAAGUUACAGUGAAAUAAUUUGAAUUCAUGGAAAGAAUCACAUUUUGUAGCUGCCAUAUUAAUUGCGGCUAGUAUAUAUGUUGUUGAUACAGGUGUUAAUGUCAGAUUUUUCGACCCUCGGUAGUAGGAAGAAUAUAGUUGAAGUUAUCUUUUUAAAAUUUUGUUUUAGAAAUUCAAAAUUGUUUACCCCAACUUGUACUUGUAACUUGUACACCAAGCAAAUUAGAAAAAAAAAAAAAGUAUAUCAUAAUUGCAUAAGUGGAGCAGAUGUACCACAAAACUUUGUUACAAA